CGUCUUUCGAAAGGGCGGUCGAACUUUGAAUCAACAUAAUAAAACAAGGUUUGCCCAUAGCUCAGUGCCUUAACUCGGGUCAGGUGGUAUAGUUUUCGAAUUCUGGAUUGACUUGAGCAAGGAACUUAAACCGACGAAAAGGAGACGAGCAGGGGUUCCUCCUUUGGGUGACCAGUGGUUACAACGAUGUCUCAGCCAAGAAGACAUGCCAGUUUUUGGACCGUUUUCACCCUCUUGGCUUCUCUGUUCGCUUUUGGUUUUAGCCAGUCGCCACCCGUCUGCAAUCCGCAGAUCCACUUCAAAACACUUCGAGAGAACUCAGCACCAGGUACGGAAAUAAUAAAGUUGGAAGACGAGUGUACGGACACUGAGACCCUGAGUUAUUCCGUGAUAUCAGGGAAUGAGGAUGAUUUCUUUGCCUGGGAUAACGCGACCGGGGCCAUUACCUUCAAAAAUAGUCCUGAUGCUGAAAAUACAUCAUCGUCGGAUGGGUCUUACUCGUCUCCGUUUGUGCUGGUAGUUGACGUGGACAAUAACGUAAGCCCUGGGCCCACCAGAGUGACUGUCGUUGUUUACAUCGAUUCGGAAAACGAGGAAACGCCUGUCAUCACUAACCUGAACAACGUGAACAUCUCUGAGACGAAGCUUGUGGGCACCACGCUGACGACCUGUACAGUCACAGACGCCGACCGUUCGGACACAGCGGACGCUCAGACACAGCUGAGCAUCGUUUCUGGGAACACGGACAAUAAGUUUGCCAUCGAUCCGAACAACUGUGAUAUCAUACUGAUCCAGCCUCUGGACUAUGAGUCAGGGACUACUUCCUAUACUCUGACUGUACGCGCCACUGACAAGGGAGUCAACCUAGGUCCUAAAACUGUUGAGGAGACUGUGACCAUUACUGUCGAAGACAUAAAUGACGUGGUACCGAGUUGUACACAGACUACGAUCAUCCAGCCUAUCCUAGAUGGAUCUACAGCGGGUUCCGCUGUUGCAUCUCUCAGUUGUACCGACCCGGACGGAGGGCCUCUCACCUAUACCAUCAAUAGUGGAGACUCAACACGUGUCCAGUUGGUUGAUCCGGCAGUUGGGAAUUUGACCCUUGCUUCUGACGUCGACUACGACCCCCCUGGGAAUGACCGUUUGUUUGUCGUGGAGGUGACGGUGGCUGACACAGUGGCGACUCAACUGUCGACUACCGUCACCGUGAGCGUUUUCAUUGAAGACGUCGACGAUAACCUGCCAAUAUUCUCGGGAGCUCCGUUUACAAUCGACCCUGUGCUAGAGAGCGCCCCUGUCGGCACGACUGUGUACACUUUCUCUUCGACGGAUGUGGAUGCCACAACCUUGUUCUCGACACCAACCUACGCCUGGGCAGCUCCCUGUCCUACGCCCAAUCCUAACAGAGACAAGUUGCUGCUUGUUCCUAACACAGGAGCUGUCCUGGUCAAUGGAGCCUUGAGCGCAGCCGACUCCCCGUGGGAAUGCAACGUUACAGUGUACUCCGGGAACAACUCGGCCUCAACCACAAGUGAAGCAGUUUCUAUCGCAAUAGACGCUACAAACAUAGCCCCGCCAGUCUUUGAGGAGGGUGGGAGUCCGGUGACUCUGUACCAAGCAUCGAUCACGGAGGCUGCAUUUCCUCAAGUUACUCCUGUCACUACAGUGACUGCUGUUGACCCCGACACGACUGCCGUCACGUACACCCUUAUCACAACAGGCUCUCCAUUCAGCGUAAAUUCGAAUACAGGAGUUGUCUCACAGGACAGGCCUGUGGACUACGAGACAGACCAAGAUUUCCUGUUGGCGAUACGAGUAAACCGAUCACGACAAUCACAGUAGUGGACAAUGACUUAGGCGUGGACGGCCAAGUUCUCCUCACCUUACUAGACCCUAAUGUCCCAUUCGUCCUCGAGCCCACCUCUGGUCGCCUGCUCGUCGCUGAUGGCCUGGACGCAGAGACCAAUACCUCUUACGACCUGGUGGUCGUCGCUACUGACCAGUCUGAAGGGACAAUUAGGUCGUCCAGUGUUACCGUCAAGGUAGCUGUUACUGACGGAAACGAUAACGCCCCGGAAUGUAACUCGCUGGGAGAUAUUGUCAUUAAGCCUGACACAAACACCGGAGAUACUGUAGGCACCUUGGUGUGCACGGACCGAGACACCAGCACACAGAACAUUCGCUACACGGAGCUAUCCGGGGAUACCUACGAUUACUUCCUUGUGGACGCCCAUGACGGACAAAUCCGCGUGCGGAGCAGCCGAGUCGUCCCAGGGACCUACACCGUGUUCAUUCAGGUGACGGACGGGGGUACUGACCCGCUACUGACCACAACUAUACCUGUGGUCAUCCGUGUAGAGACGGACCUGACCUUCAAAGACCUGCCUCUGACCCUCUUCGUGUCCGAGUCGACGGCAGUUGAGGACACCAUCCAAACAAUCAACGCCACGGGCUCGUAUGACGCCAUUACUUACAGCAUCACUGGGGGCAAUACAGACGGAGUCUUUCACAUUGACCAGUCCUCGGGAGCCGUGAUCCUUGUCAAGGCUCUGGACAGAGAAAGCACACCCUCCUAUAUCCUUGAUAUCACCGCUAAAACCGUCAAUGACUUUUCAAAAGUCAGCACUCUCGAGAUCGCAGUAGAAGACGCGAACGACAACGCCCCAGCUUUCGCGAACUCCUACUCCACCUUCUCUUACGUGGAAAACAUCGUCCCACCCACCCUUAUUCAACAGAUAACGGCUACGGAUGCGGAUACAGGUGUGAAUGCCGCCAUUACUUACUCCAUCCAGUCGGGGAACGAUGCUGGGCUGUUCUCCUACGAUAGCUCCGGGAAUCUCCGUAUUGUCAGUGCGCUUGAUUACGAAACGGCUCAGUCGCAUCUGCUGGUGCUGCAGGCGGUAGACAGGGGAAGCACGCCUUUGACUGGGACGACUAGAGUAUACAUCGUGGUGGUCAAUGUGGCGGAUAACCCUCCACAGAUUGUGCCCACUGGUGGGACGGUGACUGCAAGCUUUGCAGAGGACGUCACGGUUGGUUCUUUGCUGUUCACGAUUGAUGCUGGGGCAAUUGAUGUGGGUUCUGAGCUUACCUACACUAUUGUUAGCGGGAACGCGGAUAACUUUUUCACCAUAAACCAGACGAGUGGGGACAUUUAUUUGGCGCUUCCUUUGGACAGAGAAACACAGUCGUCCUACAGCCUCGGGAUAGAUGUUGCCAACACAAACGGAAAAAGCGAUUCAACUACUUUGAAGAUAACGGUGACAGACGUGAACGAUAACGACCCAGUCUUCGGCAGAGGCAACUACGUCUUUGAGGUGCCUCAUGGGACAGCUGCUGGUGACGUCAUAGGCACACUGGUCAUCAGUGACCGAGACGAGGGCGUGAACGGAGCGCUCACACUGUCCAUCAUGUCAGGCGACCCUGGCAAUGUAUUCUCCGUCAACGGGUUUUCUAUCAAGGCUGCAGCUGGGUUGGAUGCUAAUGUGCAGGAUCUAUACAAUCUAGUGGUGAAUGCCACAGACGGAGGUAAUCCCUCUCGCUCGGCCACGGCCCAAGUGUCUGUCCAUGUUGCCCCUCAGUUCAAACCUCCACAAUUCAGCUCCAGCACAGCCAGCAUCAGCGUGGAGGAGACCAGGAUCCCCGGUUCUCUUAUCUACGACAGCGACGCCACAAUGUCCUCAGCUACCGAGGGCAACGAUGGUGACCUCGAAUACUCCAUUCGAACUGGGAAUGACGAGCAAAAAUUCUAUAUUGAGACCUUCAAAGGCACCCUGCAACUCAAAGGUGCAUUGGACUUUGCGACAACAAGUCAGUACGUGCUAGAGAUUCUGGCAGCGAACAGAGGCGAUCCUUUACUGACCGAUACCCUGACCUUAACCAUUACGGUAACGCAAGUAAACCAGCACACGCCAGAGUUUUCUAGUACCCUUUACUUGUUCACCGUGUCCGAGGAUGCUGCUGUGGCAACAGCUGUUGACACCAUCACGGCCACAGAUUCAGAUACCGGAGCGUUCGGAACUGUGACCUACUCCAUUGAGUCAAACUCUCACUUUGAAGUAAACCUCACUUCAGGACAAGUUUCCACAACAGCUCUGUUGGAAUACUCGCAGAAUAAGAAUUUUUACCUUCAGGUUUACGCAAAAGAUGACGCCGGAGCGACAUCCCGUACAGGGACCUCUGUGAUGCUCAUAACCGUCACUGAUUUGAACAACCACGCCCCAACUGUCGCAGCAUCGCCUUAUACUUUAGACAUACCGGAGACCUUACCUGCUGGAAGCCCCUUGCAUGUUCUGGUGGCAGAGGAUCUAGACUCGGGAGUUUUCGGCACGUACACGUUCGCCAUCACCCCCGGGGACACUUCAGGAACGUUUGCUGUGGACGCUUCGACUGGUGUGUUGUCCUUACAGACACAGCUGGACUACGAGUCGGGUCCUCGCCAGUAUGUCCUAGAGAUUGAGGUCAAGGAUGGAGGUAGCCCCAGCCUGACUGGGACCGCUACCGUCACUGUGAAUGUCCUGGACAGGAACGACGAGGUUCCAGUGUUCACCUCCACCCGCGAGGAAGUCGUGAUAGCCAGUACUACAUCACCGCUGACCACUAUCUACACAGUUGCUGCCACCGAUGCGGACAGUACAGCCGUUUACUACGUCAUAGAGUCUGGAAAUGCGGACGGGUUCUUCAGCAUUAACGUCGAUACCGGAGUAGUACAAACCACGAAAGAUCUUGCUACGGCCAGCGAUUUCUACGAGUUGCAAGUGAUAGGAGUGGACAAUGGUACGCCACAACUGACAGGAACAACAACCGUGGCAGUGACCAUCCAGCCCAUAGUGACCCCAGGGGCAUCUGACUACGCCUUCAGCCUAGUGGAGAACCAGGCGGUGGGCACUGAUGUUGGAACAAUCGCCAAAGACAACGCACUCGGUACCAUUACGUCAUACACAAUCACAGGUGGCGACGUUGAUAACGCGUUCAGCAUCACACUCACAGGCAGCCAGACAGGACAGCUGCAGACAGCGAAGGUCUUGGACCGUGAGUCAAUAGCUCUCUACCGACUGACCGUGCGGGUGGAAGGGAGUGGGGGCUCCAGCGACGUAAUCGUGCUGGUGACCGUUGGUGACGAGAACGAUAACAGCCCUGUCUUCUCUCCCACCACUUUAACCGUGAGUGUGGUGGAAAACCUUCCUGCUGGAAACACAAUCGGCGCCUUCUCUGUCUCUGACGCCGACGAUGGGGUAAACGGUCAGUAUGACCUCGCUAUUUCCGGUCAGUUUUUCCAGAAUUUCUUCUCUGUGUCGUCUGCAGGCGUUAUGACGGUGCUCCAGGAGAUCAACUACGAGAGCGGGUACAGGACUUUUGUCUUUGACGUGCUGGCCACAGACAGAGGCAAUCCCGCCCUCACCGGUACCGGCACCGUCACCGUCAGCAUCGUGGACGUCACCGAGACCUUCACACCAAGCGUGAUCGACCCUGGUGCCUUUAUUUCCACCGAGAUCCCAUAUAACCUCGCCUCAGGCUCUACCGCCUACACCCUCACACCAGACGACUUUGGUUUGAGCCUCGGGGCUGGGGACACAGUGACCUACGCUUCCCAGGGUUCCAGUAGCGUGUUUGACGUGAAUCCCAGCACGGGCGCCAUGUUGGUCAACGAGAACAGCCUGCGCUAUGACGUAUUCACCAAGUACUUCCAGUGGGUCACGUGUUCAGUAACCAGCGGCGGAGUGACCACCUCCAAGGUCGGCCUGGUCCGGAUUGACACAUUCAGUCCAAAUGACCACAUGGUGGCCGUAGUCUCCAGCGGUUCUUCAGCGGAUAUGACAGCGAACAGAGACGGCCUACUGGCCAAUUUCCAAUCUCUUUUCACUGCCCCGCAGUCGGUGCGCAUCUUCCAGAUACGAGAAACGGCAAGUUCCACUUCCAGGCGACGACUGCUGCAGACAGCCGGGUCUGCUGCGAUGGUUGUCGUCGUGAAUGAUAGUGCGGCAGAUCUCCAAGAGAACGUGGACAUGACGAAGACAUUCCUGACUCAGACAGAGGUCCUCACGGUUCUUCAGAGCGACCCGUCUGGGACACCGGCAGGUGGCGUGACGGGUGGGGGCGUCACGGUGACCAGCGUGGAUCCUUACGUGGACGGAACUAGCGAUGACGACAGCACGUCCAUCAGCGACCCGGCAAUCGUCGCUCUCAUCAUCAUCGGCUGCGUAGCUGGCUUCAUACUCCUCGUCGCCAUCAUCGUCUUUAUCAUUUACUGUUGCCUGAAGACUAGAAAUGCAUUCCCCAGCGAAUGACAGUCCUGUAGAUUCCCCAGCGAAUGACAGGCCUCGUUCUGAAACCAAGUUGACGCACGAGAACCCGACCUUUAACCCCUCUGAUUCUGAUGGAGACGUCAUAUGGAGAUAUAGAUAAAUGUUGGAUUAUUUUGUCGUUCGUCUGUACAGAACAGUUGAAUUAUAUCGUCCGUGUGAUUCCCCUGACGUGUGAGUCAGGAAUGUUUCGAGUUUCGAUUUUGAUUUAUUUUCCUCACAAGGGGAUUCUCUGUGAAUGCAAGAAGAUUCCCACUCUUUUUCUGACAGACCUGAUUUCAACCAUGUGCUAAAAAAAUAAAGACUCUAACCAUCUGACUAAAGAGGAAAAAACGUUUUAUUACGAUAAUAAACGAUUAUUUUGAUAGAUUUCUUUUUGUGUGUUUUGCGAAAGCAUCCAAACAGAGAAAUGAGGGGGCAAUCCAUGAUCAUUAGCGUUUGUUUCAGACUUGACGCUUCAUGACGAUGAUAUUGAGAUUUACGUGUUUAGAGAAAUACAUCCUUGAUACUUUAAUUUUUGCUGUUCGAGACAUUUCACCUUGCAUUUGCUCUACAUGUUACUUAAGCUUAGUUUGUGUGUUUGUGUAGACGUGCACACUUUGUGAUAUUUUUUACGAAUGUUAUGUUGAGAACUUUCUUUCAAAUAACUCGAACGCUUAUCAUAACUUGUUUUGAUUUUCGAAUUCCUAAAAUUGAGCCUGUUAUUGACAUAAAUUAUGGAAUACUGAAUGUUCUAUUGGAUUUCCGAAAUUGACGUUGCUAUUCAUAUGAAUUGUCAAAAUGGAUUCUGCAAUUGCGGCUUCUUAUAUUUACCUUGAUACGUUUUCUGUUGGCAACAGUUGUUGCUGGUUUUGAUUCUGUAUGGCACACUGGGCUUUAAAAAAAAACUUUUGAGCAAACAACGAUAAUAUGCUAAAGCGGUAACUUUAUUGUAUAUCACUUUUUGGAGCUUUUUCAAAGUUUACGCUAUGAUUUGUUUUCAUUAUUAUGCUGACGAACUGAACGUUCAGGAAUGACCAGUUGCCUUACUUUCAGAACUUUGUUUUUUCGGGGUCCUUGCUCCCACGUCCGUCUUUAUUGCUGUUUACCAUGUUUUAAGAACUUCUGCUAUGAAACUGAUACUGCUUUAUAAUUAUACUUUACAUGAACUUUUGAGAAAACUUAAAAAGCGGAUGAAAUGUUGCUUGGAAGGUUAACUACCUACCCUCAACGACUUUGCAGUAACUAAAGUUGUGUGUGCUUUGUGGGUGGGGUGGGGGUGGCGCUCGGCUCUCGAAAACAAGAGAGAUUGUGCUUGGUAUGACUUCAGUGUGCAUUUCUUGAAACUGUUUAAGAUCAAAAACAGCUUUUCCAACAUUGUUCUAAAACUCAGACGUAGUUUGGAAAGUGG
Messenger RNA from Aplysia californica (California sea hare), 7692 nucleotides. Its product is annotated as protocadherin Fat 4. The record is from RefSeq and is a predicted model, not a curated record. Lineage: Eukaryota; Metazoa; Mollusca; Gastropoda; Aplysiida; Aplysiidae. Gene Ontology annotation, biological process: homophilic cell-cell adhesion. Gene Ontology annotation, molecular function: calcium ion binding. Gene Ontology annotation, cellular component: plasma membrane.